CUCGACAUAAGUUACCUCCCAUGUUUGUCAAAUGCCAUUUUAAAACAAAGUUAUGUAUGUCAACAUCUUAAGCAAAGUUGCUGAACGGUUGGCAAAGGUUGGUUUGGAGACCCAUCCAUUUAAGAUUGGCUGGUACAAUGAACAUGUUGGUGAACAUUUCAAAUUUCCACUUGACUACGACACGUUUGCUCUUCUGGUGAUCAGCACACCAGACAUGUUUGAGAACGGGCUCUGGCAUUUCAUAUUGCGAGAAGAGUGUACUGGCACCCAGGACAUGCUGGACACAUUCCUCAAGGAACAGUUCAGUGCAAUCAAACAGAUGUAUGCAGACAUGGAUAUUGAGGCUAUCCAUGACUUUGAGAUGCUGCCCAAUCACCGGCCCCGUGUCCUGGUGCAGACAGCUGGCCAUGUAUCUGGGGCAGCCUACUUUUACCAGCAGAAAGAUGUCCACCCCAACCCUUGGGGAGAUAAGAAACUGUUUGGGGUCAGUAUUCACCCAAAGUAUGGUGGUUGGUUUGCCCUUCGAGGGGUCUUGAUCUUUAAGAACGUUCAGUGCGCUGAAUUGCCUCGACUCAAUCCACCUGACUGCGUUCAAUCGUUUGAACUCAGGAAAGAGCUUCUUGAACGAUUUAAUGAUCGGUGGCAGGACUGGUCUUAUAGGGACAUUAUUCCAGUCGAACACAAAUACUCAGAACGCCAAAAGCAAUAUUUUGGUACACUGCCAAAAGACAGAAAAGCUUUGAUUGAAAAGUGGAAAGCAGGUGGUGAAUCUCAUUGUAAUUUGUAGUUUAUUUCAGUAGAGUGUAAGCUCUGAGAUAAUAGAAUUAAACAGAGUUAUUUGGCUUAAAAUGUUUUGUAUUGUUGAUGCUUUAAAUUCUUGAGUAUUUCAGAUAUUGCUUAAAAAACUCUUUUGAGUGUCUCGUACUUUUUAUGUUUUUUUCCCUUUUUCUAAAAGAACCCUUUAAAUUUUAGCAUUUAUGUUUGUUGCUGAUUUCCCAUAUAUUUUUUAUCUAAUUUCUAAAAUAAUUUUUAACUUCUUUUAGACUUCACAUUUGUUCAAAUUGAGUAUUUGUAAUGAUUUUUCAGCACUAAUCAUUAGGGCAAGGUUAAGUUACAAUGUAAUGUAAACCCCCAGCGUAUGAUUUUUUGAGGGGUAUAUUGCUGUCUCUGUGUCAGUUGGACGGUCAGUUGGUUUGUUUAAGAAAUGGUAUUUUUCUAUCAUGGUUUGUUGUCGAAUGACCCACAGUAAGGAGUAUAGAUGCGUAGGAAUUAAAUCACGAGAUUUAAUAACACGCAUCUAUACUCCUUACUGUGGGUUAUUCGACAACAAACCAUCAUAGAAAAAUAUUAUUUCUAUUCUUACACGAUUCUGAUUGAUUUGAUUCAAGCUUUUGGACGCGAACUAUAUUUUUCAAUACUCCGCCCUUCUAGUACAAAGUUCACUAUUUAGUGACGUCAUUGAAUUGUACAAACAUAUGACGUCGUUUUCAUUCAUAAAUAUUUUGCAAAUGACAUCACUUUCAUUGAGAACAACAAUCGUAGACACUAAAUGACGUCACUUUUAUUGAUGCUACUGAAAAACGGACAUGCUUUAAAUGUUUUCUUAAUUACGUUUUUUUAACAAAUAACAUUCUUUGCAGGCGUGGUUAUGCCACUUAUCACCAAAUAUACAAUUUGUUGUUUCAUUACAUGUAUAUACAUGCUACAUUUAUUACAUUUCUUUUAGAGCGGGAUUUAGCCCGUGGAUUUUACUGCAAUAUUUACUUAAGUUAUUCGGAACUAUUUUCGAAAAUAUUAAGCUCCGCCCAUAAUUUAUUGCAGAAUAACCCACACUUGAUUUCCUUCUUUGUCUAUAGAAAACAAGUCGCGUGCUGUGUUAGAAUUGUUGGCAUCACAAUGGAGUGUAAAUGUGCAGUACACUUUCCAUGUGCAGUGAUGGUCACGUUCCUGAAUUAUGUGCUUUUGAUUGAACCAUUUUUUAUUGGUGCAAUUGAUGUUAGAUAUAUUUUUAAGCAAAAACAAAAGCAGAUAUUUUUUUAAGCAAAAACAUAAGCAGAAACAUAAAGUUUGUUCAGCAAACUUCUACAUUACUCAAGUGAUUUAAUUGAAACUUGAGAGCUGUCUUCACCAUCUAUUGUAUGUUUAAAGACACAUUUUUAAGUGUAGUGAUUUACUUAUUUUUGAGUUAUGUGCCCAUGAUCUUAGUCAUGGACAUAGAUGUUUUGCUGGUGACAAAGCCAUGUUGGGGUAUUUGUGACAAAGCCAUGUUGGGGUAUUUGUGACAAAGCCAUGUUGGGGUAUUUGUGACAAAGCCAUGUUGGGGUAUUUGUGACAAAUCCAUGUUGGGGUAUUUGUGACAAAGCCAUGUUGGGGUAUUUGUGACAAAGCCAUGUUGGGGUAUUUGUGACAAAGCCAUGUUGGGGUAUUUGUGACAAAGCCAUGUUGGGGUAUUUGUGACAAAGCCAUGUUGGGGUAUUUGUGACAAAGCCAUGUUGGGGUAUUUGUGACAAAUCCAUGUUGGGGUAUUUGUGACAAAGCCAUGUUGGGGUAUUUGUGACAAAUCCAUGUUGGGGUAUUUGUGACAAAGCCAUGUUGGGGUAUUUGUGACAAAUCCAUGUUGGGGUAUUUGUGACAGUUCCAUGUUGGGGUAUCUGUGACAAAGCCAUGUUGGGGUAUUUGUGACAAAGCCAUGUUGGGAUAUUUGUGACAGUGCCAUGUUGGGGCAUUUGUGACAAAGCCAUGUUGGGAUAUUUGUGACAAAGCCAUGUUGGGAUAUUUGUGACAAAGCCAUGUUGGGAUAUUUGUGACAAAGCCAUGUUGGGGUAUUUGUGACAAUGUCAUGGUUUGGUAUAGUUGACACAGCCAUGUUUAGCACCAGGAGCUCCAAGCUGACAAACGUAUAUGUAUUUUCAAUUGAACAGAUUACGUUUUCCUAUCAAAGCAUCUUAAGACUAGCAUGUUUAGCUUACCUGUGCUUGAAUUUUUUAAAGGGACUUGUUCACAGGUUUUGGAAUGUGUUGUUAUUGUUCAUGGUGUUUUUAAUGCUUUUUAUAAGAAAUCCAGUUAGUGUCACAAAAUAUAACGAUAACAACAGGACGCCACUUGUUCAAUCGUUUUGCGUUUGUAACGUUUGAUAAUUUUCAUGUUUUUAAAUCGACAUAAGAUGCAUAUAAUGGAUAUUUUAAGCACGGGAAAUGUUCAGUAUUAUCGGUAUUGUUACCUCGCAAAUAACUUAAUUUCAACAAAAAUUUGCAAAAAAAACCCAUUUCUUCAAAUGUUUCAAUUAACCGAACCGUGAACAGGUACCUUUAAAGGGAUCUUUUCACGCUUUGGUAAAUUGACAAAAUUGAAAAAUGUUGUUUCAGAUUCGAAAGUUUUCGUUUUAGUUAUGAUAUUUGUGAGGAAACAGUAAUA
Messenger RNA from Dreissena polymorpha, 3414 nucleotides. Its product is annotated as cyanocobalamin reductase / alkylcobalamin dealkylase-like. Lineage: Eukaryota; Metazoa; Mollusca; Bivalvia; Myida; Dreissenidae. Bases 53 to 787 code for a protein of 244 amino acids. Gene Ontology annotation, biological process: cobalamin metabolic process. The record is from RefSeq and is a predicted model, not a curated record. Gene Ontology annotation, cellular component: cytoplasm. Gene Ontology annotation, molecular function: cyanocobalamin reductase (cyanide-eliminating) (NADP+) activity; FAD binding; demethylase activity. The transcript is spliced from 4 exons.